Molecule: messenger RNA, 2257 nt
Organism: Aphidius gifuensis
Lineage: Eukaryota; Metazoa; Arthropoda; Insecta; Hymenoptera; Braconidae
Product: neprilysin-like
Exons: 14
Coding region: 22-2220 (732 amino acids)
Biological process (GO): protein processing
Cellular component (GO): plasma membrane
Molecular function (GO): metalloendopeptidase activity
Source: RefSeq, a predicted model, not a curated record
AUUUUAAAACUUGAGAAUAAAAUGUCAUUUGCCAACUCUGUAGUUUUUAAUUUUUUAAAAUUUAUAAUUAUUGGAUCAAUUUACAAUGAAUUAUUGUCAAAUUGUAUUGAUAAUAUUUGUAAAAGUGAAAAUUGUAAAGAAGCAUCAAGAUUAAUAUUUGAAGGAUUAAAACAAGAUGUAGAUCCAUGUGAUGAUUUUUAUGAAUUUACUUGUGGUAAAUGGUCAACUUCAAAUCCCAUUGUUGAUGAUAAUAAACAAUCAACAAGAGAGACAAUUGGUUUGGAAAUAUUUGAUCGUCAAUUACUGGAAAUUCUUGAAUCAAAAGAGUAUGAUAAUUCAACUAGAUCUAGAAAAAUAAUGAGACAAUAUUAUUCAAACUGCAUGGACACUGAUACUCUUGAUCGUAUUGGUCUUGAUCCAAUAAAUAAAAUAAUUGAAAAAGCAUCAGGAAGAUGGCCAAUAAUGAUUGACAAUUAUAUUGAUGAUAAAGAUUGGCAUUUAGUUGAUGAAUUUUAUGGUAAUUUAACAAGCUCUUAUUCAUUAUUUGACAUUAAAAUUGUUUCUGAUUAUGCUACGCGAUCUACAAAUAAAAUAGAAAUUCAAGCUCCAAAGUUUCCAAGAGUUGAUGUAUUUCCUUUGCCUCAACGAUGGAACAAUUGGAAAGAAAAAAAAACAGAAUAUCAUUUGUUUAUUGAAAAAGUAUCAAAAUUAAUAUUAAAAAAUCAAAAUAUUAAUUAUUCAGAUAAAGAUUUCGAUGAAGAAAUAACAAAAAUACUCGAUUUUGAACAUGCAUUAUAUCAGGCAAGUGAAAAUUCAUAUGAUAUAAAUUUCGAAAAUAUUACAAUCAAAGAACUACAAAAACAUUAUGAUGAUAGUUUAAAUAAAAAUCAUAAAACUGGAUCAAUAAAUUGGUUAAAAUAUUUUAAAAAUAUUUUUGAUCCACUUAAUAUUAAUCUUGAUGAUGAUGAAAAUGUUUUGAUAAUGAUUUGGAAAUAUAUAUCAAGAUUGGCAAAGCUACUUAAUCAAACAGACAAUAGAACAAUAAUUAAUUACAUCAAUUGGAAAUUUAUAUCUACAUUUAUAUUAUUUACAAAUGAAGAAGCAAGAAUUUUACUAUUUGAUGUUCGUGAUAUAAAUAUUGAUAGAAGAUUAUCACGACAAAAAGAAUGCUUGAUUGAGUGUCGUCUUUCCCAUACAUUAUUUCACUUGUACUCGGAGAUUUAUUUUCCAAAAAAUUAUAAAAAUAACAUAUUAAAAAUAAGUGAAAAAUUAAGAAAACAAACUCUUGAUGAUAUUUCAAAAACAAAUUGGCUUGAUGGAAUUACAAAAUCAAUUUUAUAUGAUAAAAUUGAAACGAUACACAUGAUGAUUGGAUAUUACGAUUGGUAUGAUGAACCUCAAAGUAUUGAAAAUUAUUAUGCUGAGUUGGACCCUGGAAUGACAUAUUUCGAUAACAUAUUGAACUACGCAAAAUUUGAUAAAGUUAAAAAUUUAAAACAAUAUAAACUUCCAAUGACACCAUAUGAAUGGAACAUAAUAAAACCAACAAGUUUUAAUGCAAUGUACAGCUACUAUUUCAAUGCAAUACUGUUUCCAAUGGUCUAUGCUAAUUCACCAAUUUUUUCCAUUGAUUUGCCACUAGCAGUUAAAUACGGUUCUGUUGGUUUUAUUAUUGGUCAUGAAUUUUAUCACGCACUUGACCCACAUGGAAUUUUAUAUGAUAAAAAUUGGGUCGAAGUUGAAUGGCCUGUAUUGACAAGUGAUUAUUAUAAAAAAAAAAUAAAUUGUUUUGAGAAUGAUUUUAAUAAAAAUAUAACUGAGUUUGAUACAAUUACAAAUGAAACAAUGAUUAUUCAAUCAAUUGGAAAUUUCAGAAAGCUUGAAAAUAUGGCUGAUAUUGCUGGAAUAAAAGCAGCAUAUUUAGCUUAUAAAAAUGAAACUAAAAAAAAUGAUGAUGUUAAAGUUAUUGGUCUUGAAAAUUAUACAAGUGAUCAACUAUUUUUUAUUUCAUUUGCAACUAAAUUUUGUCAUACUGCAACUUUUACAUGGUGGAAUGAAAGAUAUGGAAAAAAUGGUACAGAAGAACAUAGUCCACCUCGAUUGAGAAUAAAUGAGUCUCUUCGUCAUUUGAAAUAUUUUUCAGAAACAUUUAAUUGUCAGCCUUUAAGUCCAAUGAAUUCCAAUUCCAGGUGUAUUGUAUUUGGAAAUGACAAUGAUUAAUUAAUUGAAAAAUAAUUUGUUUCUAUGUUUUUUUUUU